AUGCGGGUCGCGCGCGUCUUCGCCUCGCUCGUGACCGCGCCCGUCGGUCCCUCUUCCCGCGCGCGUCCGCGUCGUCCGCCCGCGCGGUUCCCGACGCGGUGCGGGGAAGGCGCGAAGGGCAAAAAAAAGGGCGGGGCGUCCUCCUCGAACGCGAACGCGCCGGAGCGAUUAGACCGCCUCCUCAGCAGGCUCGGGUACUGCACGCGCGCGGAAGCGAAGCGAUGGGCGCGCGACGGACGCGUCCUCCUCCACGGUGAGCCCGUCGCUAGGGCGGAGGCGAAGGUCACGCCGCGCGACGUCCUCAUCGACGGCGAGCCCGCGGAGGCGCCCGACGGUCUGCUCGCGCUGAUGCACAAACCGCGCGGUCGCGUCUGCGGGCACGACGCCAGCGAGGGGCCGUCCGUGUACGACCUCCUCCCGGAGCGAUGGCGCGCGCGGCGGCCCGGCGUGGAGACGAUCGGGCGCCUGGACAAGGACACGACCGGGCUGCUUCUCCUGACGGACGACGGCGACUUGCUCCAUCGAUUGGCGUCGCCGAAGAAGCGCGUGGAAAAAGUCUACGAGCUCGUCGUCGACGCGCCCAUCCCUCGCGACGCGGUCGACCUCUUCGCGUCCGGGAGUUUGACCCUCACGGGCGAGAAGAAGCCGUGUCUGCCCGCGAAGUUGAUCGUGUCCGAGCGCGCGGACCACAAUCGCACGCGCGCGAGCUUGAGCGUCACCGAGGGCAAAUUCCACCAGGUGAAGCGGAUGAUGCGCGCCGUGGGAUGCGAAGUCACGGCGCUGCACCGGGAGUCGUUCGGGGGGAUGGCGUUGUCGCGCAUGGAGCUUCGCGAGGGCGAGGUUCGGGUCUUGAGCAGAGAGACCGCGCUGGAGCUCAUAGGCAUAGGAGGAGGUGGACCGGCGGCGGACGACGGAUAG
Micromonas pusilla CCMP1545 is the source of this 918-nucleotide messenger RNA. RefSeq lists its product as uncharacterized. Gene Ontology annotation, biological process: pseudouridine synthesis. The record is from RefSeq and is a predicted model, not a curated record. Lineage: Eukaryota; Viridiplantae; Chlorophyta; Mamiellophyceae; Mamiellales; Mamiellaceae. Gene Ontology annotation, molecular function: pseudouridine synthase activity; RNA binding. The coding region runs from base 1 to 918 and encodes 305 amino acids. The transcript has a single exon.